UCACUCCCUCCCCAUUUUACCGUUGAGGUCGGCGACCUCCGCGGACGGUACGGCGGGACACUAGCCCGUCCCGAGGGGCAAUCCCGUAAUUUUCGCGCAGUACAGUGCCUCCCAGCGCAGUGGCUUCGCCCCACGCCCUACUGUUUUAAAUCCCCCUGCCGCUCUCCUCCGCCGUCUUCUUCCCCCCCUUCCUCUCCACCACCCCCGAUUCGUCGUCCACCACCGUUCGACGAGUUUCUCGCAGAUCGGGCGGGGGCGCGCCGGGAUGGCGUACAUGUGCGCGGACAGCGGCAACCUCAUGGCCAUCGCGCAGCAGGUGAUCCAGCAGCAGCAGCAGCAGCAACAGCAGCAGCAGAGGCACCACCACCACCACCAUCUGCCGCCGCCGCCGCCGCCGCAGUCGAUGGCGCCGCACCACCACCAGCAGAAGCACCACCACCACCACCAGCAGAUGCCGGCGAUGCCGCAGGCGCCGCCCUCGUCGCACGGCCAGAUCCCGGGCCAGCUCGCGUACGGUGGCGGCGCGGCGUGGCCCGCCGGGGAGCACUUCUUCGCGGACGCGUUCGGGGCGUCCGCCGGCGACGCGGUGUUCUCCGACCUCGCGGCGGCCGCGGACUUCGACUCUGAUGGGUGGAUGGAGAGCCUUAUUGGGGACGCCCCCUUCCAGGACUCCGACCUGGAACGCCUCAUCUUCACCACCCCGCCGCCGCCCGUGCCGUCCCCACCCCCCACGCAUGCCGCCGCCACCGCCACCGCCACCGCCGCCACCGCCGCUCCUCGACCUGAGGCUGCACCGGCUUUGCUCCCCCAGCCUGCUGCUGCGACCCCGGUGGCGUGUUCGUCUCCGAGUCCGAGUUCCGCGGACGCCUCCUGCUCCGCUCCCAUCCUCCAGUCCCUCCUGUCCUGCUCCCGCGCGGCGGCGACCGACCCUGGCCUCGCCGCCGCGGAGCUCGCCAGCGUCCGCGCCGCCGCGACUGACGCCGGGGACCCAUCUGAGCGCUUGGCCUUCUACUUCGCUGACGCGCUUAGUCGCCGCCUUGCGUGCGGCACCGGAGCUCCGCCCUCCGCGGAGCCGGACGCGCGGUUCGCCUCCGACGAGCUCACGCUCUGCUACAAGACGCUCAACGACGCCUGCCCCUACUCCAAGUUCGCGCACCUCACCGCCAACCAGGCCAUCCUGGAGGCCACAGGCGCGGCGACCAAGAUCCACAUAGUUGACUUCGGGAUCGUGCAGGGCAUCCAGUGGGCGGCGCUGCUUCAGGCGCUCGCCACCCGGCCCGAGGGGAAGCCAACGCGGAUACGGAUCACCGGCGUCCCCUCGCCGCUCCUGGGGCCGCAGCCCGCGGCGUCCCUCGCCGCCACCAAUACCCGUCUCCGUGACUUCGCCAAGCUCCUCGGGGUGGACUUCGAGUUCGUCCCAUUGCUCCGGCCUGUGCACGAGCUCAACAAGUCGGAUUUCUUGGUUGAACCUGACGAGGCCGUGGCCGUCAAUUUCAUGCUGCAGCUGUACCACCUUCUUGGCGACUCGGACGAGCUAGUGAGAAGAGUGCUUCGUCUUGCCAAAUCGCUCAGUCCAGCAGUGGUCACACUUGGAGAGUACGAGGUCAGCCUGAACCGAGCUGGGUUCGUCGACCGGUUCGCCAAUGCGUUGAGCUAUUACCGGUCAUUGUUCGAGUCGCUGGAUGUGGCAAUGACCCGGGACUCACCGGAGAGGGUGAGGGUGGAGCGUUGGAUGUUCGGGGAGCGAAUUCAGAGGGCCGUCGGGCCGGAGGAAGGCGCAGACCGGACGGAGAGGAUGGCCGGCAGCAGCGAGUGGCAGACCCUGAUGGAGUGGUGCGGCUUCGAGCCCGUGCCGCUCAGCAACUAUGCCAGGAGCCAGGCUGAUCUUUUGCUCUGGAACUAUGAUUCCAAGUACAAGUAUUCACUUGUUGAGUUGCCACCGGCGUUCUUGUCCUUGGCAUGGGAGAAACGGCCAUUGCUUACUGUGUCUGCUUGGAGGUGAGGGUAGUUUUUUUGGGAGUAUUUGGGGGAAUGUGUGGCGUUGUGAUAGAACCUGGGAGGAAAUAGUUAGGAGAAAUCAUUUUGCAGCUUUUGUUGUAGUUUCCUCCAAAACUGUGUUUAGGAUGAUUGGUAUAAUUGGGAAAUUUUAGCUGAAUUAUCUUGCUCGGUGUUUGUGCUGCUGAAUGUGUGCAUGAUAUUAACUGGUUAGAGAAAAAUUAGUAGUAGUUGUACAGAAUUUGGUAACAGGUUUUAGCUGUGGUAUAUUGCUUGCUCAUGUUACCAGGAUGAGAAAUAUAAAUCUGGAUGCAAUUGUGCAUUUUAA
Messenger RNA from Oryza sativa Japonica Group (Japanese rice), 2323 nucleotides. The record is from RefSeq and is a predicted model, not a curated record. NCBI's taxonomy places the organism in Eukaryota, Viridiplantae, Streptophyta, Magnoliopsida, Poales, Poaceae.